This is a messenger RNA of Solanum dulcamara, 996 nucleotides long. RefSeq lists its product as uncharacterized. The record is from RefSeq and is a predicted model, not a curated record. NCBI's taxonomy places the organism in Eukaryota, Viridiplantae, Streptophyta, Magnoliopsida, Solanales, Solanaceae. Bases 432 to 842 code for a protein of 136 amino acids. The transcript has 2 exons.
UGGCAAUUUCCUAACCCUAAAAAAAACCUAUAAAUUUCCUCCAAUCUUCACCAUAUUUUUUCCAAUUUAUUUUUAGAUUUGAUCUCUUUUGUUACAAUUUUUUUAAAAUUAAUUUUGCUCAAAUUUCAUUUUUGUUUUUGAUGGUGGAAAUUUUCAAGAAUUUGUUGAUGAUUACUCCUUUAUCUCCAAUUAGGGAGAUCUCAAUUUCUUCUUCCUUUUGCUUUGCAUCUUGCAAAGAAGGUUGGUAUUAUCGUUCCAUUGGCCUUGAUCCUUGAGCCACCCAUUGCACGAAUCUAAUUUGGCCUACGCACCAUAGAAACUGUCUACCUGAGACUGUCUCAGUUGGCUCGUAGGCCAUUAUCAUAUUGCUAGACCCCAAAUAUUACCAUUAUUUUUGUUUAUUUUUAACGAAUUUGAGAUUAAUUCAUACAAUGUUGCUUUACAAGACGAAGAAGAUUCAACCCGGGAAAGGAAACCGGUUAUUGAUUAGUAUAACGGUUGUUGGUAGUGCUGGACCGAUCCGUUUUGUUGUUAAUGAAAAAGAGCUUGUUGCUAAUGUUAUUGAUAUUGCAUUGAAAAAUUAUGCUCGUGAAGAAAGGCUUCCUGUGCUUGGAUCAAAUUUUAAUAAUUUCAUGCUGUAUUGUCCAACCGUUGCAACAGAAGUUUUGAGUCCAUGGGAGACAAUUGGAUCACUUGGUGUUCGUAACUUUGUGCUGGUCAAGAAGCCGCAGGCUGAGAAGUCAAUUCUUGAUGGGAAUCAAGUAGUUAUGGCUCGGAAGGGAUCUGGAAGUUGGAAGGCAUGGUUCAAUAAAUCACUCAGUCGCAAGAUAGUUUCUUGUUGAACAGAGUCUCGACGUGAAGUAAUCUAUAAUUCUUGUUGGUUUUUUUCUUCAUGUGUCUGUUUCCUUACUCCUAUGUUGUAGUUCCACUAGACCUGUUAAAAUGUGAAACCUUGUUGGUGUUUUCGUAAUGGAAAAUUAAAGCUUUUAUCAGUUA